UGCAGCUUUUCAGCUCGUUGGCCAGCGUUGUCUUGGGCGUCAUCCAUUCAUUUCUUCAGCUUCGAUUAACUAGGUAUUUUCCUUCUCUUAACUUUUCCCUUGAUCUCCUCAUUCUUUGAAACCUCUCGCCAUCUCUCCCCUUGGACAACGCGAUGCUAUAAGGGACCAGACGCUAGAAUUAGCCGCCGAUGGACUACCAGUAUGCGCCGCAUCCGCAGGCGCGGCCCCCGCUGCACUCUGCCCACUCGGCAGGCUCCUUCAGCCGGAUAUCUACUGUCUCGGAUCUCACAGAUUUCGACAACGUACAGCCACGUCCGUCGCUGGUCUCCCUUCAGUCGGAAUAUGACAAUUCUGGAUCGAAUCAUCAAAGUUAUGAUGUCGGGGGAGAAGGCGGACAUGUCUACACGGGAGCCCAGACUGGCUGGUCUGCACUAGCAAGCUUGCCAGGUUUAGGAGGCGGAGGCGCUAGAAACAGCAACUACGAGCCAGUGCACUUCUCCGAACAGUUAUCACUAAAUCAACAUCAACCGCCACCAUUCCAGCGCAACAGACAUAGUCAGGGCCGCUCCUUUGCCGCCCGCGCUGCUCAUCUGAACCGACGACACGAUACGAUUCCGGAAGAAGAUGGGAUCGAUCUUGGCCUCAUCCAGUCUGCCGCUCCCUUAGGCGGCAGCCAGCCUCGGGCUCCAGCCCCGUACCUACGCAUGGAGCCUGUCUUCGAUGUCAGCGCAGCCUUGGGACCGUCAACAGAUGCGGAUGAUAAGUUUAUCAGAUCGUUGCAGGAACAGGAAGCCCAGGGCAAACUCACUGGUGGUUUGGGUGCUGGAAUCCGUACCGAUGCCGUCGUGACCGAGUCGGCUUUGCUGGCUACGAGUCCCAUCUCAGACCGAGGCUCCUCCAUGCGACGCUCAUUCACGCGAGCUGCUGCACGUUUGAGCCGACAUGACACCGUCAAGCAGUUGGCGCAGCAAGAGGCAAACAAAAGAGGGGAAGUCAUUGAGUUGGUGAUGGAUGAUGAUGUUAUCAGCAACUCGGGCAAGUUUGACUUGAGCGUCGUGGCUGGACCAGACCCAGGGUCAAAGAGUCCCUAUGGGCAAAUGCGGCAGACGACGUUUCCUACAAUGAAGAGGACGGAAAAGCAGGUGUUCUACCCCACGCCUGACUGGAAGCCAUUCUCCAUGAGAUGGCCCUACCUGGUGUCCCUCAUUAUUGUUUCCAUCGUUGCGGCCGGCGGCGUGGAAGUUCUAUACCAAAGAUCAGCCAAGCAGCCGUUGGUUGUCUUCAAGUCACCCACCGAUAUAACACCUACAGCGUAUUUCUGCAUCAAAUUCCUGCCCACACUCAUCGCCGUUACCUAUGGUGUGCUCUGGCAGAUUACGAACUUCGAGGUGAUGCGCCUUGAAGCUUUCUACCAGCUAUCGAAGGAGGAUGGUUCCCUCGCAGCAGAGUCUAUCAACGUGGACUACUUCACCUUCUUCAACCUUUUCCGACCUAUUCGGGCCCUGCAUUACAAACACUAUGCGGUAGCCGUGUCCACCAUAGCAAGUCUUCUUGCCAACGCGCUGGUCCCGACUCUCUGCUCCGCCUGCAUCAUCCUCUCACCCGACCGGGACACUCGCCUGCUGAACCCAAACGACGAGAAGCGCAUUUCCAUCCACGCCGUCUGGUCACGCAUUCUCACCCUCACGCUCGUGAUCAUCGCCGUAUUCGGCUGCAUCCUCUUCUACCAACUCCAAAGCCGUCGCUCCGGCCUCCUCGCCGACGUCAAAGGCAUCGCCGGCCUGGCCUCCAUGGCCACCGUCAGCCACAUCCUCAUGGACUUCAAAGACAUGGACGUGGCCACGCACAAGGACAUCCACAACAAGCUCAAAAACCACCGCUACGUCCUGCGCAACUCUGCCCUCGCGCCCGCCGACGAAGUCUACAACAAACCUUUAUCCAAAAAGGAACAAGACCGCGAGCGCUACACCGGCAGCCACCUAGACGAGAACCCGCACCCGCUCUCCCUGCGCGCCGCGGGCGCCAUCCCCUUCAUCAUUUUCAUCACCCUCUUCUCCGUCCUGAUCCCCUGCGUCCUCUUCACGCCCGCCAACGUCUUGACCGACCGCGCGCCCUGGGUGAUCACGGCCUUGGCCGUCUGCCUCAAGCUCAGCUGGGGCGCCAUGGAGACGGACGUGCGCAUGAUGGAGCCGUACUAUAUCCUGUCUACAAAGCGGCACGCGCCUCCGAAGACACUGACGCUUGACUACAGGUCCAUGCCCUUCGGCGGGUGGGUCGCGCUGAAGGGGGCCAUGAACGGACACUGGCUGGUGAGCUUUGUCGGGUUUGGUAGCGUCAUGGCGGAGUUUUUAACCGUGUUGGUCACGAGCUUGGCGAGUGUUGAGGGGAGGGUGUUUGUCGAUGCGACGAAGGAGGCGUUGUUGCUUGAUGGGAAGAGAUCGGAGUUCCAGUUCCAGGCUAGGGACGACGACGAGAUUGAUGAUACGAACUCGAUCAACGCGGGACAGGAAACGCCGCUUUCCUUUUGGAUUUCCCUGUGUUUGGCGGACUUUGUUCUGCUGUACAUGGGCGUGAUAGCGACUAUUGUGUUUAUUCGGCGGCGUCGCGUGUUCUUGCCAAGGCAGCCGAAUACCAUUGCUAGUGUGUUGGCGUAUAUCCAUCAGAGCAAGAUGUUGUACGACUUUGUGGGGACGAAUAAGCUGAGUAAUGCUGAGAUGGUCAGGAAACUGGAGGAUCAGGUGGGCAAGACGUAUGGGUUGGGAUGGUUCCAGGGGCGAGAUGGACAGGUUCAUUGUGGUGUGGAUGAGGAGGAGCUGUUGACGGGGUAUAGGAGGGGGAUGGAUUACUCCAAGGCGACGAAGCCGUGGGCGGAGGGGGUGCAGUGGUUGUGAUUCAUCUUGGUGUUUGGGGUCUGGGUUUUCCGAAGUAGGAAAUGGUUUGGGGGUUUGUUAUAAUGAUGGUGAUUGAUGAUGCAUCUUUGGUUGGACGGAGUUCAUAGGGCUUUUGGACAUACAUUCACAAUAGGUGAUGUUGGAUAUACCUACUCCCCCAUCUUACACUCCGUAAAUCGCAAGGUUUCUGGAAAGCUGUGUGUAACAGCCUCUUUCGAUUGGAAGUCCGCCAGACA
Messenger RNA from Neurospora tetraspora, 3127 nucleotides. RefSeq lists its product as uncharacterized. The record is from RefSeq and is a predicted model, not a curated record. Lineage: Eukaryota; Fungi; Ascomycota; Sordariomycetes; Sordariales; Sordariaceae. Bases 189 to 2891 code for a protein of 900 amino acids. The transcript has a single exon.